Prunus armeniaca (apricot) is the source of this 288-nucleotide messenger RNA. The record is from the annotation of a GenBank genome assembly. NCBI's taxonomy places the organism in Eukaryota, Viridiplantae, Streptophyta, Magnoliopsida, Rosales, Rosaceae.
AUGCACGAACACCUCAAUGAUUAUAAUAAAAUACUUGUUGAUUUAGCAAACCUUCAUGUGAAAAUUCCUGAUGAGGAUAAGACACUAUAUUGGUUAAAUUCACUACUUGAUGAUUAUGAUCAUGUGACAACUACUUUGUUGUAUGGAAAAUUCGAAGGGAAACUUGAUGAGGUGUCUGCGGCAUUGGUGAAUCAUGAAUGUCGUAAGAAGGAAUUGAAGACUCAAAAUUCACAAAUCAAGGCACUUGUUGCAAGGGAUCAAACAGAGGAAAGAAAAUCUAGGAAGUAG